Messenger RNA from Brenthis ino (lesser marbled fritillary), 2628 nucleotides. Lineage: Eukaryota; Metazoa; Arthropoda; Insecta; Lepidoptera; Nymphalidae. The record is from the annotation of a GenBank genome assembly.
AUGAAGUCGGCGAAAUCUAAACAGAGACCAAACGACAUGAGAACGCCAGCUAGAAGUAAGCAAAAUUUAAAUCAGGGUGAAAGGGACCCUGUACAAGUUUAUUGCCGAUUGCGCCCUAUGCAACGGGAAUCUGAUAUUUCAUGUAUAAAAAUAAUAUCACCAACAACUGUCCUUAUGUCUCCACCUUCAACAGCUAUAAGUUAUAGAAAUGAAGGUAACAAAACUAUGAAAUACACAUUCAAAGAAGUAUUCCCGCCAGACGCAAAUCAACAAGAAGUAUUCGAUAAAGUUGCAUUACCCUUAGUUCAAGGCUUGAUUAAAGGUAAAAAUGGCUUAUUAUUUACAUAUGGCGUCACAGGCAGUGGAAAAACAUUUACAAUGACGGGAGAACCUCAAAACUGUGGUAUUUUACCUCGAUGCUUAAACAUUAUAUUUAAGACUAUCAAUGAACUUCAAGCUCACAAAUAUAUAUUUAAACCUGAUAAAAUGAAUAUGUUCGAUGUACAAUCUGAAGCUGAAGCCAUGUUGGAAAGGCAGCAAGAGUUACACAAAUUCAAAAGUAAUAAGAAAAAUAAUUCAAACCCAGAUUUAGCCAUGUCAGACUCCGACCUUACUAAACUAGAAGGAGUCAAUGAAGAUAAUCAAUAUGCUGUGUUUGUUACUUAUGUGGAAAUUUACAAUAACAGUGUUUUUGAUUUACUUGAAGACGGUCCUCCGAUAACUAAAAAUUUACCAGUGAAAAUUAUAAGGGAAGAUGCUGCACAUAAUAUGUAUGUACAUGGCGUUACUGAGAUAGAAAUUAAGUCAGCGGAAGAAGCAUUUAAUGCCUUUUAUUUGGGACUAAAAAGGAAAAGAAUGGCUCACACUACUCUUAAUGCAGAAUCUAGUAGAAGCCACUCAGUCUUCACUAUAAGAUUGGUGCAGGCACCAGUUGAUGAAAUGGGGGAAGCAGUAAUUCAAAAUAAAAAGUUCUUAUCUAUCAGUCAAUUAAGUCUUGUGGAUUUAGCUGGGAGUGAAAGAACCAACAGAACUAAAAAUACAGGUCAACGCCUAAGAGAAGCAGGGAAUAUCAAUAAAUCUUUAAUGACUCUAAGAACUUGUAUGGAAGCUUUGAGAGAAAAUCAAGUAAAUGGUACAAAUAAUAUGGUGCCAUACAGAGAAGCUAAAAUAACUCAUUUAUUUAAAAAUUUCUUUGAAGGUGAAGGACAAGUCCGCAUGGUGGUCUGUGCCAAUCCAAGGGCCGAAGAUUACGAUGAAACUUUACAAGUUAUGAGAUUUGCUGAAGUUGCUGCAGAAGUUGAAGUUACCAAACCACAAGUAGUGGAUGUUGCAGCAACUAUUGGCCUGAUGUCAGGCAGACGUAAAGCUAAUAGGCUAUUUAAUGCUGCAAGAGAAAAUAUGAUUAGACCGGAAGCUAAAGACCUAGAGUUAGAUUUAGGUCUUGUCUACAGCCUUGGACCUGAUUUCCCUAGCCUAGAAUUGAAUAGUUCACAAGCUUCUCACAUUAUAAAAGAAUUAAUGGCCCACUUGGAAAUGAGAAUCAGUCGUAGAGAGACAUUAAAAAGAAGUAAAGCUAUCAAGGAUGAAAAACUGAGGUCAGCUUUGUUAGAGUUGGAAAAGGAUUCCCUGGAUGUGAGAAGUGAAAAUGUUUCCUUACGUGGACAGUUAGCGUCAGCAGAACGCCGAGUCAGGGCUUUGGAAGAUCGCCUGACUGCAAUGGAAAACGUUUCUUUAUCACAUCAAAGGAAAUUAAGUGAGAUGACAGAUUAUACAUCUUCUCUAAAACGUGAAUUGCAAGAGAAGGAGCUACUCCUAAGCCAGAAUAAGCUUGAUAAAGAGAAACAAAAGAAGAUUCUAGAACGUAAAUUCAACCAUAAAAUAGCAGCUGAACACGAAAAAGCUAAGACAAUAAAUUGUGAAAAACAACGACUUAAAAGCGAGAUAGAGGAAAAAGAGAAUCGACUACGUAUUAUUGCCGAAGCACUAAACGGGGACCGUGGUGAUAUGGAUAUGCCAAAAAGUACAGGAGAUAUGGCGGCUCAAACCACUUUAAGAGAUUUCACACCCGGAUCUACUCCUAGGGCUUUGCCAGCUCAUCUUUUGACGCCGUUUAGCUCUGUUCCUCAUACACGAGAAACUCGCGACACCCCUGCAUCUUCACGUCGAGGAGUUGCCAUCGCCAAUCCUCGUCAUAAGCGAUCAUUAUCUGCCGAUGGCAAAGGUUGGGUAGAACAUGCACCCUCCAAAAUAGUUCCAAUGGGUACUGUUUUGAAACCACAGAUUAAUAAUAGCAAAUUCGUAAACAAACUGACCAACGUCAAAGAUAUUGCUAAUAAUAAAUCGUCCAAGUACUGCCUUAUUUCACAAGAACAAGACACAGAUGGUGAAUUGGAAACCAAAUUGUACAAAGGUGAUAUAGUCCCAACUUGCGGUGGGGGGGCCCAAGUUAUUUUCAAUGAUGUAGAAAUGUUAAAGCAGUUUUCGCCAACUCGAGAUAGGGACCGGGACUCGUCUCACAGAACAUCAGGCGCAGGCUGUGCUAGACAUUCUUCUAAACGACGAGAAACUGGAUGUUCACCCCCGCAAACACCCUCAAAUACAAGCAAGAAACAAAGGGUUGAUGACGAU